UUUUUUUCUCCUCCUGGGGAGGGAUUGGAGGGGGCACGAGGUCCUUUGGCACGGGUAGCACUUUGGGGGCUCUUGGCCACCGGGCUGGGGGCUGCUGUGGCCAGGGGCUCCCCAAGCUCAGCAGCUUCUGCAGUAGCCACAGGGGGGCAAGGAGGCUGCUGGGCAUAUGGGGACCCCCCAGCCAGGAACACUGUGGUAUUCAUGGGAAGCUGCUUUUCAACUCCUGGGGUUUUUCUCACUCUUGAUCUGGGUAAUGCAUAACUAAAAUAAACAUACUGAGGAAAAACCAACCCAACCCGAAGGGCUGUUUUUGUCUUGGUGCAUGCAGCUCACCUGUGGGGUGGCCGGUGUUGUCCUGGGCUGGCUGGGUUACCUUUCCCUAUCUGCGGCCCCUGUUUAGGGCAGGACCCCUCUGGGAAUGGGGGAGGCGGGAAUUUGCAGCGUGGUGCCAGGCCCCAGGCACGGAAGAGGGGGAGAGCCAGGCCAGCGGACGUGUGAGCGGAGCUCCCGGCUGGAAUGCACCAGCUCAGCAAGGGAUUGUCCUCGCCGGGCCGGGCGGGUGCUGCGGCCGGAGCCUGGUGGCCGUGACAGCUGCCCGGAGCAUGGCGGCCGCAGAGAGCCCCUCCGCUGCCCUCCGGCGCCGCGACCUCUGCAGCCGCGGCAUCCGCCUGGCCGGCAAGAUGCGCGCGGAUGUCGUUGACCUCCUGGACGCCUACGUGGAGCAGCAGGGCUUGGACGCCUCGGCCAGCGUGGCGGCAGUGGAGGGGGUGCCGCUGGCAGCAGUGGAGCGCUGGGACGAGCAGACGGGCACGCAGCGGCUGCUGGAGAACCUGGCGGCCUACCGGGCCUUCCGCGCCCUGCUGGCCCAGAUGCUGGAGGAGCAGCGGGAGCAGCUGGGCGAGGCGGACGCGGGCCUGGGCCGGGCGCUGGCGGCCGUCCUGCUCCAGGUCUCGGCCUUCGCCUACCACCUCGAGGAGCUGCUGCGGCUGGAGAGCCGCGGGAUCCCCGGCGAGGAGGGGGACGGGCCGCCGCCCCCGCCGCGCCUCAGCCUGUUCGAGCAGAAGCUGCGGGGCCUGGGGGUGCUGCGGGAGCUGGCCCAGUGGGCCGUGAGGUCCGUGCGGGACCUGCGGCAGCUCGCCAAGCCCAGCCCGGCCACCGGCACGGCCCCCGGCCUGGCCGAGAGCCCGUGA
This is a messenger RNA of Sturnus vulgaris (Common starling), 1190 nucleotides long. The record is from RefSeq and is a predicted model, not a curated record. Lineage: Eukaryota; Metazoa; Chordata; Aves; Passeriformes; Sturnidae.